CUUUUUCUUCAUUUUGAUGUGAACAUUAACUGAAGCUCUUGUCCUGCAUCUGCAUGAUUUUUUUUGCAUCACGCUGCUGCCACACGAUUGGCCGAUUAGACGACUGUAUGAACGCGCAGGUGUACAGGUGCUGCUAUAGAGUAAGGGAAGACAGUAACUUUAACAGUUCAGGUUGAUAAGUUUCCAUGAUCAGUUUUGAGACACGUGUUUCCGUAUGUCUCUUGCCUUUCAGUCUGUUCUACUUGAUUCUGCUAAAAAAAAAAAAAAAAUUACCACGAUGUCUGCAUUUUAUAAACGGCCUCUGUUAGUCGAUGCUUUCAGGUUGACCUGCCCUUUUUGUUGGGUUUUCCCACUAAGUCUUUGUUGGCAGUGAACGUGAGUAUUGAAACUGAAAUGUCAAAUGCAGAAGAAUGAAGUCUCAGGUUAUUCCAAGAAAAUGUCAGUGAAUGCUGUCAGUGUACUGGUGCGCAUUUAAGAGCUGAAUGCUUUCUUUGCUGCUGGAUAUUUCAGUAAGAACUCUGCUUUAAUCCUGCAGUCUGAAAUGUUCCUGUGUAUGUGUGUGUGUGCAUACUUUACCAUACUAGAUGGGUAGAUGGGUUAUGCCUAACAGCCCCUGGGUGUGUGUGUGUGUGUGUGUGUGCGCGCGCGCCUUCUCAGGAUACUGAAGAUGAAGCCAGAGAUGAGUCCAGUGUGAUUUUGCCUCUUUGUUUCAGGGCUGUAUCUGAGGGUGAAGAAUGUUCUGAUGGCUGGCUGUGAAGAACAGGAACAAGGGAGAGGCGAGCCGACUCGGCCCUUUUAACUGAGCCGGCUUAUGAACCGGCGCCAGGAGCUGUGCCAUUCUCCUCCUGCCCUGUUGGGACGAAGGGUGGCGCAUAGCACGGGGGUUUGACUUGGCACCGUGGCGCAGAAGGCACGAGGCAAAGCGAGACCGAGACAUGUCGGAGAGCGAGGAUGCUGAUCACCCUCGCUUCUUCGUUGGUGCUGAUGAUGGCGAAGGAGAGGAGCUGCUAGACCCAGGCCGAGUGCUGGGCUACGACUGCCUCUACGAGAACGUCGAGGAGGAAGACGAGGAUGUGGAUGAGGAAGAGUACGACUCGCCUCCAGAGAGACAGAUAGUGGUGGGAAUCUGUGCCAUGGCCAAGAAGUCCAAGUCCAAACCGAUGAAGGAGAUCCUAGAGCGCCUUUGUCUCUUCAAAUACAUCACGGUGGUCACAUUCGAGGAGGAGGUUAUCCUCAAUGAGCCUGUGGAGAAGUGGCCACUGUGCGACUGUCUUAUCUCAUUCCACUCCAAAGGAUUUCCACUGGACAAAGCUGUAGCUUAUGAAAAGCUCAGGAAUCCAUUUGUGAUCAAUGAUCUGGAUCUGCAGUACUGUAUUCAGGACAGGAGGGAAGUGUAUCGUAUCCUGAAGGCAGAGGGUAUCCAGCUUCCACGCUACGCCGUCCUUAACAGAGACCCAGCCAGACCAGAAGAAUGUAACCUGGUUGAGGGAGAGGAUCAUGUGGAGGUAAAUGGGGAAAUUUUCCAGAAGCCUUUUGUGGAGAAGCCAGUGAGUGCUGAGGACCAUAAUGUGUAUAUCUACUACCCCACAUCUGCAGGAGGGGGCAGCCAGAGGCUCUUCCGCAAGAUUGGCAGCAGAAGUAGUGUCUAUUCCCCUGAGAGUAGUGUCCGGAAAACCGGCUCUUACAUAUAUGAAGAGUUUAUGCCUACAGAUGGGACUGACGUUAAGGUGUACACAGUGGGUCCAGACUAUGCCCACGCCGAGGCCCGUAAAUCUCCCGCUCUGGAUGGAAAGGUGGAACGAGACAGUGAAGGAAAAGAGGUGCGCUAUCCUGUCAUCCUCAACGCCAGAGAGAAGCUCAUCGCCUGGAAAGUCUGCCUGGCCUUUAAGCAAACAGUGUGUGGGUUUGACCUUCUUCGUGCUAACGGCCAAUCAUACGUCUGUGACGUGAAUGGCUUCAGCUUUGUGAAGAACUCCAUGAAAUAUUAUGAUGACUGUGCAAAAAUUCUGGGGAAUAUCAUCAUGCGAGAGCUAGCGCCUCAGUUUCAGAUUCCGUGGUCCAUCCCUCUGGAAGCAGAAGACAUUCCCAUAGUUCCCACCACCUCCGGGACAAUGAUGGAGCUGAGGUGUGUGAUUGCUGUGAUCCGACAUGGAGACAGAACUCCCAAGCAGAAGAUGAAAAUGGAGGUUCGACAUCAAAGAUUCUUUGACCUCUUUGAAAAAUACGAAGGGUAUAAAAGUGGAAAGCUGAAACUAAAAAAGCCAAAGCAACUUCAGGAAGUUUUAGACAUCGCCAGACAGCUGUUGGUUGAACUAGGGCAGAAUAAUGAUACGGAAAUUGAAGAAAGCAAAGCCAAACUUGAGCAGCUGAAAACGGUCCUUGAGAUGUAUGGCCAUUUUUCAGGUAUUAAUCGCAAGGUCCAAUUAACAUAUCUCCCGCACGGCUGCCCAAAAACAUCUAGUGAAGAGGAAGAUGUUCGGAGGGAUGACCCAUCCUUACUACUGGUGCUGAAAUGGGGUGGGGAGUUGACUCCAGCAGGCAGGGUACAAGCAGAGGAACUGGGUCGAGCUUUUAGGUGCAUGUACCCUGGUGGACAAGGUGACUACGCAGGUUUUCCUGGCUGUGGCCUGUUGCGUCUGCACAGCACAUAUCGACAUGACCUGAAGAUCUACGCUUCUGAUGAGGGCCGGGUUCAGAUGACUGCAGCCGCUUUUGCCAAGGGUCUCUUGGCACUGGAGGGUGAGCUGACCCCUAUCCUGGUGCAGAUGGUGAAAAGUGCCAACAUGAAUGGUCUGCUGGACAGCGACAGCGACUCUUUGAGCAGCUGCCAACAGCGAGUUAAAGCUCGACUCCACGAGAUCCUGCAGAAAGACAGAGACUUCACUCCCGAAGACUAUGAAAAGCUGGCUCCCACUACGAGUACAUCACUAGUGAAGUCCAUGCAGAUGAUCAAGAACCCAGUAAAGACGUGCGAUAAAGUUUAUUCCCUCAUCCAAAACCUUACUCUGCAGAUCAGACAGAGGAUGGAGGACCCCAAGUCAGCAGACAUCCAGCUGUACCACAGCGAGACUCUGGAGCUGAUGCUGCGUCGCUGGUCCAAACUGGAGAAGGACUUCAAGAUGAAAAAUGGACGCUACAACAUCAGUAAGAUCCCAGACAUCUACGACUGCAUCAAAUACGACGUGCAGCACAACAGCUCGCUUAAGCUGGAUAACACCAUGGAGAUCUACAGGCUGUCUAAAGCGCUGGCUGACAUCGUCAUUCCACAGGAAUAUGGUAUUGCUCAAGCUGAGAAACUGGACAUUGCCAAAGGCUACUGCACACCGCUGAUUCGCAAAAUCCGCUCCGACCUCCAGAGAACACAGGAUGAUGACACAGUCAACAAACUUCACCCAGUUUAUUCCAGAGGAGUCAUGUCUCCGGAGCGUCAUGUCCGCACCAGGCUCUACUUUACCAGUGAGAGUCAUGUGCACUCUCUCCUCUCCAUCCUACGCUACGGAGCUCUCUGUGAUGAGACCAAAGAUGAGCAGUGGAAGAGGGCCAUGGACUACAUGAGAGUGGUCAGUGAGCUUAACUACAUGACCCAGAUUGUGAUCAUGCUGUAUGAGGAUCCCAAUAAGGAUCCAUCUUCAGAGGAGCGUUUUCAUGUGGAACUGCAUUUCAGUCCGGGAGCAAAAGGCUGUGAAGAGGACAAAAACCUUCCAUCAGGAUUUGGCUACAGACCAGCAUCCAGAGAGAACGAAGGCCCCAAAAAGAAGUUGCAGAACGACAGCGACGAGGAGCCGAGUAAUUUAAAGCGGGACGAGCCAGAUCGAGCCCUCGUCAUGUUCCGACCCAUGGUGUCCGACCCCAUCUACAUUCACAGGAAGUCUCCUCUUCCACGAUCCAAAAAGAUCGGCUCUGUAGAAGAAGAAAGCCCCCUGAGUGUGUCUAGCCCUGAGUCUAUUGGUACCUGGAUACAUUACACCUGUGGUGUUGGUACUGGGCGUCGAAGACGCAGAUCAGGGGACCAAAUAACUUCCUCCCCUGUCUCCCCCAAAUCACUGGCUUUCACAUCCAGUAUUUUUGGCUCAUGGCAACAGGUUCUUUCGGAGAACAACAGUCACGCAAGGCCAGGCAGACUACACACAGAUCAGAAGCUCACCACUGGAAUAGGGUCUCAUUGUGCUGGCCUGUUUAGCACCAUGGUGCUGGGAGGCUCCUCCAGCGCCCCUAACCUACAAGAUUAUGCUCGCACACACCGUAAAAAGCUGACCUCUUCUGCCUUCUUAGAUGGCUUUGAGUUAUACUCCAUGGUUCCCUCCAUCUGCCCGCUGGAGACCCUCCACAACUCACUGUCCCUUAAACAAGUCGACGACUUCCUCGCCUCGAUUGCCACCUCUCAUGAUUCCCUGCUGGAAAUGUCCUUGUGUUCACCAGCUGCUCAAGGAAAGAAAGUUCCUUUAAACACGUACACUCCUGCAAAAGUUUUACCGUGUCCUUUCACUCAAGCUGUGGGAAAGAGGUCACCAGAGCGCACAUAUUCAUCAGGCAUCGGAAGCUCUCCGUCCAGAGCGGCCCGAUUGAGCAGAGCCGACGCUGUUCAGCACGUUGCCGCUGGAGACAAAGCGUUACAGCAGAGCACACCUCCGCGGUGUAGAGAGCGCAACAUACCCGCUAAGCCCAACACUGCAGAACACACUUCCAUUAGCAUCCUGGUCUCUUCUCCCCCAACAUCCUGUAAAGCUCAACUCAACUCAACCUACCAGGAGGACAGUCUAUCCACCCACACUCAAGCCUGGACAGGAUGCUGUAGAGUCUCAUCACAACUCACCCGUCCUCACACAAGUGUCACUAAAGCACAUCCGGCAUCGUUCAGUGACAGUCAUGUCCAUAUCACGCCAAAACAAACCAACUCGGAGGAAACUCAGAGUGGAGCCGUACACGUGCACAAGCUUACCAAGCAGACUGUUCAAGAGGAGCACCAUGAAGGCAAAAUGUAGCCACGUUCUCAAACAGCAGUAAUGCAAAACUCGUCAACGACUGUGUUAAAAGACCACAAAAUUAUGCUUGAUUCCACGAAACCGACCAAACCUUGAAUUUCACUGAAACAGUGAUAGCACUAUCACUUAAUGAUUCCUGACUGAGAGAAAACUUAUUUUAACAGUAGUUUAGCGGUAGUACAAUCUGAUCUAUUAAACACACUCGUCUAAUCGAUACUAUCGCAGACAUGACUGAUUUACCAUAUAGUAUGAUCUCGACUGUACUCUCCUGAGGAAUUUAUUUCUCAUAUCUUGUAUAUUUGAAUGUAAACCAGAUGUAUACGCUCAUAUUAGAUCCAUUUCAUCCUAGUCUAUUUUGAAUUCAUCCUGAUCAUUAACUAAACAACACCUUUUGAAUAUUAUCAAGCUCGAAAGUAAAAUGUAAUGAAACGAAAAGUUCUAUUUUUCACAUAUCGUUGGUUACCAAAAAUGUGCAUUUUAUUUUUCCUUCUCAUUAAGCUGUAGAUGAGAUGUCUGCCUUAAGGUAAUUGUUGUGAAAGGUAUUUUUCACCAGUGUAUGCCAUGCAAACCAAACAUGAUUGUAAAUAUAUACAUAUAUAUGUAUGUGUAUAUUGGGAAUAAACCUCAGUGGAACCCCUGUUAUAUGUAUGUAUUGAUAAUCUUCUGUAUGUAAAUGUGAAAUUUAGAAACAAAUAUAGAUUUCAUGAUAAUUGUAUAUUAAAUAAACAUGGUAAUCUUUUCAGUAUUUUAUGUGCUGUUAUAGCUGUUGUUAAAGCAGCUUUUACCAUUUGAAAUAUGAUUAAACUGGACCAACAAAAUA
Messenger RNA from Ictalurus punctatus (channel catfish), 5802 nucleotides. It is a transcript of the gene ppip5k2, whose product is annotated as diphosphoinositol pentakisphosphate kinase 2. The transcript has 30 exons. The record is from RefSeq and is a predicted model, not a curated record. Lineage: Eukaryota; Metazoa; Chordata; Actinopteri; Siluriformes; Ictaluridae. Gene Ontology annotation, molecular function: inositol hexakisphosphate kinase activity; diphosphoinositol pentakisphosphate kinase activity; 5-diphosphoinositol pentakisphosphate 1-kinase activity. Gene Ontology annotation, biological process: inositol phosphate biosynthetic process; inositol metabolic process. The coding region runs from base 936 to 4982 and encodes 1348 amino acids. Gene Ontology annotation, cellular component: cytosol.